This is a messenger RNA of Scleropages formosus (Asian bonytongue), 5566 nucleotides long. RefSeq names its product mitogen-activated protein kinase kinase kinase 21 (gene map3k21). Gene Ontology annotation, molecular function: ATP binding; protein binding; JUN kinase kinase kinase activity. The transcript is spliced from 11 exons. The record is from RefSeq and is a predicted model, not a curated record. The coding region runs from base 893 to 4009 and encodes 1038 amino acids. NCBI's taxonomy places the organism in Eukaryota, Metazoa, Chordata, Actinopteri, Osteoglossiformes, Osteoglossidae. Gene Ontology annotation, biological process: protein phosphorylation.
CGGCAGCGAUGGCGGCGGCGUACUCGUCGCGUUCACCGAUUUCACUGGCGCUACGAGUCUGUCUCUAAAAGUUCCAUCUUUAUUUAUAUUUGUGUCUAGUUUUGAGGGCCACGAGGUGUUCCGCCGGCGGAUUUAAAACGGUCGCAGUGCCCGCCCUCUGAAAAGCAGAGUUGAGGAAAAGGAGCGAGACGCCUGACGAAGUUGUGUCAAGAACCGAUGGAGAGCAGGAGCGAAGAGGGGCCAGAGCCUGGACAGCGACUGAAACUAAACUAUCCAUUCUUAAUAAAAAGUAUUUCUAUAAAGGGAGUCCUUCGGCAGUUAGAUGAAACUUUUAUUCACACUUUUAAAAUCGACAUACUCAACGCACUGUGUGUGGAUAAACUUCGGUACGUCCCGUACGUGCAGUAGCUGAGGUGUCGUUAAGAAAAGAGAUUAAUUUAAUAUAAAUGUGACAGAAAGAGCGACAUUUUUCGCCGUUAUGACACUUUAUCGUAGUUGUGACUCCGUUUGGGCGCGAGGACGCGCCGUCGCGCUCGGGAGCUCUGCGCCGCGCGGCGGCCACAACUCCCACCUCAUCUCGUAGUGACCUUUUUUUUUUUUUUUUUUUUUUGCGGGAGCUCGCGCCGCGUCGCGUGGGCAGUGAGUCCGCGGAGCGCCCGCGAGCAGGACGUCGGAAUGCGGUUUUAAAACGCCCUCAGCAGGAGGUCGGGAACGAGUUGGCGCCUGCGAGCUCUGACUGAAAACAGACUCAGAGCGCCGUGUGUCUGUCACACUUAAUUGGAACACUGUUAUAAAACGUGAACUUUUAAGAGAUACUUGUGGUCGUUUCGGCUCUGACUUCCAACCCCCCCCACACAUCGGCACCUUAUGGUGCGACCGCGGCCACCGGGACAUGGAUGCUUCCCAGGCCGCUUUCCCGACCGGUGAAGAGCGGCCGAGCGUGAGCGCGCAGGCGGCCGGGAGGGAGCCCUCCUCGGGCAGGCCAUGGGCGCACUCGGCCCCGCUGUGCCCCCGCUCGCUGUGGACCGCCGUGUUCGACUACGAGGCGAGCGGCGAGGACGAGCUGAGCCUUCGGCGGGGCGACGUGGUGGAGGUGCUCUCUAAGGACGUCGCCAUCUCCGGGGACGAGGGCUGGUGGACCGGGAAGAUCAACCGCCGCGUCGGCAUCUUCCCUUCCAACUACGUGAGCUACCAGCCGGCCAUCUACCGCAGGCUCUCUCCCCAAGGCAGCGGGGCGGCGGAGGGGGCGCGCGAGGACGACGGCGGGGCGCCCGUGCACGUCGACUUCGGCGAGCUCGUGCUGGAGGAGAUCAUCGGCGUCGGCGGCUUCGGGAAGGUCUACCGGGGCACGUGGCGGGGCCAGGAGGUGGCCGUGAAGGCCGCGAGGCAGGACCCGGACGAGGACAUCACUGCGACGGCGGAGAGCGUGCGCCAGGAGGCCAAGCUCUUCUCCAUGCUGCUGCACCCCAACAUCAUCAGGCUGGAGGGGGUGUGUCUGGAGGAGCCCAACCUGUGCCUGGUGAUGGAGUACGCUCGAGGCGGCACCCUGAACCGGGCCCUGGCCGGAAGGAGGGUCCCGCCCCACAUCCUGGUGAACUGGGCCGUGCAGAUUGCCCGGGGCAUGCAGUACCUGCACGAGGAGGCCGUGGUGCCCAUCAUACACAGGGACCUCAAGUCCAGCAACAUACUGCUGCUUGAGCAGAUUGAAAAUGAUGACAUCGGAAAGAAGACCUUGAAGAUUACAGAUUUUGGCCUUGCCCGAGAAUGGCACAAGACCACCAAAAUGAGCGCGGCGGGUACCUACUCCUGGAUGGCGCCUGAAGUCAUAAAGUCCUCCCUUUUCUCAAAGGGCAGCGACGUGUGGAGCUAUGGAGUACUGCUGUGGGAGCUGCUGACAGGAGAGGUACCCUACCGGGGCAUUGACGGCUUGGCCGUAGCCUAUGGCGUGGCUGUCAACAAGCUGACUCUCCCCAUCCCGUCUACCUGCCCCGAACCCUUUGCCAAGCUCAUGGAAGAGUGCUGGGAGCAGGACCCCCACAUUCGACCUUCGUUUGCUGCCAUUCUGGAGCAACUGACUGCCAUCGAGGAGGCUGUAAUGGCCACGAUGCCCCAGGACUCCUUCCACUCAAUGCAGGAAGACUGGAAGGUGGAGAUCCAGGAGAUGUUUGAUGAGCUGCGCACCAAGGAGAAGGAGCUGCGCUCACGCGAGGAGGAGUUGACUCGGGCUGCACUGCAGCAGAAGUCGCAGGAGGAACUGCUGAAGCGGCGGGAGCAGCAGCUGGCGGAGCGUGAGAUCAACGUGCUUGAACGCGAGCUCAACAUCCUCAUCUUCCAGCUCAACAAGGACAAGCCCAACGUUAAGAAGAGGAAGGGCAAGUUCAAGCGCAGCCGCCUCAAGCUCAAGGACGGAAACCGCAUAAGCCUGCCCUCGGAUUUCCAGCACAAGAUCACUGUGCAGGCCUCGCCCACCAUGGACAAGAGGCGGAGUCUGAACAGCAACAGUUCCAGCCCUCCUAGCAGCCCCACGCUCAUCCCCCGCCUCCGAGCCAUACAGCUGAGCUCACCUGUUGACUCUGGCAGGCGGGGCAGUAUGUAUGUUUACCACCAGGAAGUGGAUAUCACAAGCGAGUGUGAGCCCCCUAUUGGGGGUAGGAAAAAAGUGACUCUUGAUGAGAGCAACAGGACGUGGGGGCGGAGCACGACGUACAAACCAGAAGAGUUCGAGGAUGUCAAGAAGGGCUUUAAGAAGAAGGGACGUACGUGGGGACCGAGCUCUGUCCAGACCAAGGAGCGGGCGAGCUGUGCAGAAAGGGUACGACCACUGUCAGAUGGCAGCAAUCCCUGGUCCACAAGUCUGGUCAAGGCCCAGAAGUCUGUUCCUCUUGCCUCCUUGUUUGCAGAGCAGGGGACCAAUGCCGACAAGGGUUACUCUGCAGAAAGCCCUGACAACAAACCAAAGCAGCUGAAGUUUCCCAGUCAGGUGUACAUCGAUCUACCUCUGUGUAGUGAUGACCAGGGUGAAGCCGGGGCCACCCCUGAGGGCCUGGAAGACCCAGGGACGUCAGCCAGCUCAGCCAGCACCACACCCCAGGUUACUCCCACCAACAGUCUUAAGAGGGUGCCAGUGCGACGGCGGACAGACUCUGCUCUCUACGGCUGUGGUUCGCUGCUGGCCUCGGUGGCUCUGGGCUUUGACUUGCGAGAGGCAUUACGGGGACCUGCCAGCGAUGAGCCCGAGCCCCGCGAGGAGAGAAAGAAGAGGGAGGGCCUUUUCCAGCGUGCUGCCCGCUUCCGCCGCAGCACUAGUCCCCCCGGGGGCCGAUCUCGUAAGGACGAAGCCAUCUGUGCCUCCACUCACUGCCUUGUGCCUGCCAACCUUCUCUCCAUGUCCUCCAUCUCUGAGUGCAACUCCACCAAGUGCUUGCUGCAGUCGGACUCGGAGGGCGCUGACCACAGCCCUGUGAAGGAGGCGCCCCCUGUUGGUCUGGCAGAAUAUCGGACACACUUAAGCAUUCAGGCCAUCGCUGUUUCCAAAACUGAGCUGCAACCAGCGACCGCGGAACAGGGUGCUGGCUCACGGCUCCGAAGAAAGAAGUCAGCCCCGGCGCUCUGUUACAACAGUAACGGUACCGCAGGCUCCCACACGAGCCCCCUGGCUCCCUCCUCACCCGGCUCUGCAUCAAGAAAGAAGCUGGACAGGGAAGCAACAGUGGCAGGAGAUCGUGGCGAUGGCGUAUCAAGACCGAGGCCUCCCUCGCUCCGGGGCAAGCCACAUACCUGGGGCCUUCUCUGGGGUCGUAAUAAAAGCUGCUCCCUGGGCCACUACUCUGGAGACAGGAGCGCCCGUGACCUGGGAACCCUGCUGUCGGUUGAGGCCGGUGCAGGGUGCUCUCUGCUCGAUAUGGAUUCUGAGGGCCAGAAAAGGGACUGCACUGUGCCCCUCUGCCGCAUCCAGAGCACACCUGGCCGGCCCUCUGUAUACGAGCUGGAAAAGGAGUUCCUGUCCUAAGACAAGCUGCACCUUUGGUUUCACCAUUGUUGUGAGUUUAAAAAAAAAAAAAAAAAACACCCUUCUGUAUUUGAUCUGUAUGUGGACCACUGAUUUUUACUUGUGUAUACAAGGUGCAUUCACAACUUGUUUAGGUGCUGGGCAUUGACUCCCCAAUGGAUAAUUUCAUACAGAGGAUGUUUUGCCUUUCCGAAACCUGUUGGCGACAGUGGGGAAAACAUUCCAGUUUCAUUUUGUGGUCAAACACUGUACCAGAAAUAUUGCAUUCCUGUUUUAAUUUUAAGUUUUAAGUUAUGUGAUCAUGCACAUCCUCUUAGGAUACUGAACAAAAUAGAAUGUUUUGCUUUGUGUUUUGUUUUGAUUUCAAGAUUGUGGUUCGUUUUGUAAUUUUGUAUUAUCACUAAGAUUUGCAGCUGCCGCAGUGUUCGUUGUCGUUCGCUGUCAGGGCACGUUACGGAAAAGACCAUCGCAAAGGCAUUUUACUGGUAUUUUGCUUUGUUCACAAGGUACCGGCGCUCUAGGGUUCAAAUAACAUAAGCUUAUAUGUUGGGUAUUGCGACCCUAGAAUGUUCCUUCCAGCUGCUAUAUAUGAUAGUUAACUUGACUAUGUAAAUUAUACUUUUACAGCAUUUUUUUUUUUUUUUAAAUGUAUCAACCAGUAUCCUAUAGCAACUGUUGUGAAAUUAGACAAUGGAAAGGGCUGCAGUGGUAGAUAUGGUAAAUCACUGAAAUGAAGGGAAUUGGUACAACAGUAUGGUUUCACUAAGAGACUCGCGUUAUUGGUGGGUUCUUAGUAAUAUUUUAGCACCAUUAGACAGUUAUUCAGCCGCCCAUUACUAUAUACGGCUACUUCGAAGUAAUACACAAGACAUGACCUGAAAGUAAUUUAGUAUGGUUAAGGGCUAAAACAAGUGUUUAUUUUUCUGUGCUUUUGACUAGCCAGUUUUAAUCCUCAUCGGAUUCAUUCCACUAUAUUUUUGUAUUUUGAAUUUGUAUGGAAGUGAAAAUGUACUUUUUUUGUGAAACUCAAUGCACCUUCCUAAUAAGGAUAGUUGAACGUUAGACAGUAUUCAAAUAGUGCCGCUAACAAUGGACUCCUGUUCGACAAGCUGUUUACUUCCACCUUUACUUAGUUAUCACCAUAGUAAGUGCAGAAGAAAGCGGAUUUUGUACAGAACUACCAGAUGCUUUCCUUCAGUUUGCUUCCACAGUGUUUGUUGUAUUGCAAUAUAUUUGCCAUACCGUUUUUUUUUUUAUUAUUUUUAUUGUUUUUAAAGUGUAGAAUUGACAAAAUUAGAAAUUCUACUUCCUUAACACUGGAAACACUGGUAGCCCCCAACCCCCCUAGGUAGUUUUUUGGCCACCAAAAAUGCCUAAUGGUUUGGCGUGUGCUGAUGAUCCGAGCUCUGGUUUUUCAUGCCAGGAUGGAAUUUUAAAAAAACUAUGCAAAGUGCAGUCAGUGGCCUUACUGGAACUGUCCAAAUCUCACCACUGUUGAGGUUCCCCAUGAAAUAUGUCUUUGACAAAGUUGCAAUCAAGUUUAAAUUAAUUUCCCAA